Molecule: messenger RNA, 1362 nt
Organism: Ruditapes philippinarum (Manila clam)
Lineage: Eukaryota; Metazoa; Mollusca; Bivalvia; Venerida; Veneridae
Product: M-phase inducer phosphatase-like
Exons: 5
Coding region: 335-1249 (304 amino acids)
Biological process (GO): protein dephosphorylation; G2/M transition of mitotic cell cycle; positive regulation of G2/MI transition of meiotic cell cycle
Cellular component (GO): cytoplasm; nucleus
Molecular function (GO): protein tyrosine phosphatase activity
Source: RefSeq, a predicted model, not a curated record
GGUUCACUUUGUCACACAAGCCGGAAAAUGCAUAGGUGUAAAAAUGUCCGUUUUACAAUUGUAAUUAAGAAGUUGCGAAGACAGGAAAACGGAAAUGUUUUUCACAGUAUUUGUUAACUUUUUAUUGCUUAGACAAAAUCAGCUCAAAGCUGUAUCGGAAGCUAAAGUAUUAGUUAAUAAUUACGAGUACUGGGGCAUUUAACUCUAACUGAAACGUAUAUAAGAAAUCUGUUUUUUGGAAAUCAGCCAUUCCUUCUUCAACAGUUAAAAACAACAGAUAAUUUUAUUUAUACUCUAUAUUUUACAAUUUCACGUUUUACAGAAACCAAAGAAAAUGGCAUUACGACUUCGUUUGUUUGAGACCGCUGACGAAUCUCCCAUGCAGACAACUUCCGGUGACAUCUGGGAUGAGAUCGAGGCUGUAAUAACGCCCUAUGGAAAGGACAAACAAGAAGCUGAUUCAGAUGCCGAGUUUUCGAUAAAGAUUCCAUCACGUUUCUCCAUAAGACGCCAAGUGUCAGACGCCAGACGAAGCUUGUUUUCUGGAAAACGACUGGCAGACGACAGUCUUGAAGCAGAGUCUCCUGCAACGAAGAAAUCGAAGGACUGUGUUUCGGACUCCAAUAACAUCAUCGAAGCUGUUGAACGUUUAGAAUCACGUGAACUUGUAGCAGACGGAAGUCGUUCUUACACAUUACCAACCAUUCCCGGAAAACAUAGCGACCUUAAGUCAAUCUCAACUGAAACUAUGGCGGACGUUGUGGAGGGGAAAUACAUAGAACAGCUAGGGAACGUUACCAUUGUCGACUGCCGGUAUCCUUACGAAUUUGAGGGAGGUCAUAUCCGCGGAGCUGUAAACCUCUAUACAAAAGACGCUGUCAAUACAUUGCUUCAAGAAACAUCUACAUCAGAAAAACCACGUGUACUCAUCUUUCACUGUGAAUUUUCGUCUGAGAGAGGUCCAAAAAUGUAUCGUUUCUUAAGAAGUCAGGAUCGUGAGAUGAACAAAGACAGUUACCCACAUUUGAACUAUCCCGAGAUUUACUUACUUGACGGGGGAUACAAGGCGUUCUUUUACAAAUUUCCAGAACUAUGUGAUCCAAUCAGCUACAAGCCCAUGUUACACGAGGACCAUGCAGCCGAGUUACGUCAUUUCCGGGUAAAAUCUAAGUCUUGGACGGCUGGAGAGAAACAGAAGACGAGCAGACGAUCUAGAAGCAGACUUGCUUGUUACAACUUAGACUUUUAACUAUUUACUAUGAAAAUGUUUACAUGUAUAAAGUGCUAUUGUUGAAUAUGGUUAUUUAUUUGUUGCUGAUUGUUAAGUACCUAAUAAAAGCUAAUAAAAAUCCACUUUGUGUU